This is a messenger RNA of Rhodofomes roseus, 2468 nucleotides long. RefSeq names its product kinase-like protein. The record is from RefSeq and is a predicted model, not a curated record. Gene Ontology annotation, molecular function: ATP binding; protein serine/threonine kinase activity. NCBI's taxonomy places the organism in Eukaryota, Fungi, Basidiomycota, Agaricomycetes, Polyporales, Fomitopsidaceae. Bases 1 to 2385 code for a protein of 794 amino acids. Gene Ontology annotation, biological process: peptidyl-serine phosphorylation; intracellular signal transduction. The transcript is spliced from 8 exons.
AUGCUCAGCAUCCAGGUCUCCUCGCCGUCCCCCGAGUCGUCCUCGCUGCAGACCACCCCGACUCUCGCGGACCUCAGCAGGAAUGCUUCCGUCAUAUCCUCCAGCAGCAGCUCCAGCUCGGCCUCCGACCUGACUCUCCAGACACCCGUCCGACCGCGCCCGCUGCGCACUUUCUCGUCUCCCCGCACAGGUGUGCGCUCGCGGAGCCCGCAUUCGCCAAGCACACCGCGUUCGUCGCGACCGCCCGCUUACCUGGCACGCGAACUCGGCCUCUCGGACGAGCGAGACGACGGACCCUCGGAGUUGCGGCCGCCGUCCUCGCGCAACCACUCCCAAUCACGCAAUAGCUCUGUUAACGGCCGCAUAGCAACAACCGCAGAUGACUUCGACUUUGGGCGGGUGCUCGGCGAGGGCUCGUACUCAACGGUGAUGCUCGCGAAAUACAGAACGACCCAGCAGGAGUACGCUAUCAAGAUACUCGAUAAGGGCCAUCUCAGGCGCAACGGCAAGCUGCCCACCGCGCUGGCGGAGAAGAACACGCUCGUCAGGCUCGGUGCGGGACACCCGGGCAUCGUGCGGCUGCACUGGGCGUUCCAGGACGAGUGGAGUCUUUACUUUGUGCUGGACCUCGCUAGGAACGGGGAGCUGCAGUCGCGAAUAUCUCGCAUGGGCUCGCUCUCCAUAGAGUGCGCGCGGGUAUAUGCUGCGCAGAUAGUGGAUGCGCUGGGGUAUAUGCACUCGAAGGGCGUUAUCCAUCGGGACCUCAAACCCGAGAACUUGCUAUUGGACGACGCGUUCCGGAUCAAGAUCACGGACUUUGGUACCGGCAAGAUUCUCGACUCCGGAGGCGAGCGCACGAAGACAUUCGUGGGCACGGCGCAAUAUGUAUCUCCGGAGUUGCUCGAGGACAGCGAGACUAGCAAAAGCUCCGACUUCUGGGCCCUGGGCUGCAUUCUCUACCAAAUGAUCUCUGGCCGCUUUGCAUUUCAGGGGCUCUCCGAGUACCUGACAUGGCAAAAGAUCAAGAAGCUCGAAUACACCUUUCCCGAAGGCUUUGAUGACAACGCGAAGGAUUUGGUGCAGAAACUGCUCGUUCGCGAUCCGGCCGAACGGCUAGGCGCCGGUUCUACUGGAAGCAGUACCGACAUGCAGGCGCUCAGAGGACACCCGUUUUUCGCCUCCAUCAACUGGGGUACCCUGUGGACAGAUCCGGUCCCGCCCUUGGAGUCUGGACUACUCAAGAAAGACCCUCCACCAACAGCCAAUGGUAAUAGAUGGGACGACGACGUCGGUGCGUCUUGGGAUGCCCUCGUGGGUGACAGCGACCCAGAGGACGACAUCAGCUGGGCUUCAGAUACGGAAGGCCAGGAAUUUUUCGCGACAGGAGCAAAACCACCGAAUGGGUACGCCUAUUACGAAGAUGAAGGGCCUAUGGGAGAACUACGUCCCUAUGCGUUCCCGCCUGCCAUCGGGCCCAUUACCGACAAAGCAAACUCUCCGAGCUCAAAUUCGCAUGCUGCUGGGAGAGACGAAGGGCCAUCAGUCCAUUUCGCUGACAUCCCGAAGGUGGGCUCGGUCGCCGCAGCUGGCGACAGCAGCACCGUGCUGGCGAAUGGCGCGAGCUCCUCGCAUGACGUCCCGUCGGUCGUGAAGGCACAGCCAAUUGACGUGCCUGCGCCCAAGGGGGCGGUCGUGGACAGUUAUUCGACGGGCUCUGCGACCAGUUCGUCGGACGGCAGUCCCAUCGAGCAACUCGGUGUGGCGCUGGAGGCCGCGGGCAUUGAUAGGGGCCGCAAUCGUGCGCAGACGCCUAUACAGGGCAACCGUCCGCCAGCACCUGUGCAUGUGCCCGAGGGGAUGGGCGAAUUAAUUUCAUUUGUUUACAGGACGUCGCUGCUGCUCCCGCACGAGAGCGUAUUGUUCAACACGACCGUGGAGGCGAGCGCGCCCAGGCGACGUGGAAGCCGCUUACUCGCCAUGGCGGUGACGCCGCGGCGGCUCAAGACGCGGGAGUUGAUACUCACCACGCAUCGGUUGUUGUGCUUGAAGCGCAAGAUCGGACGCGCGGUGCAAGUUCGGACGGAACUUUUUAUGACUCCUUCGUCGGAGAAGGAGAAGGAUGGCCGUCAUAUCAUCUCGAGCGUCGAGCCUAAGGGCGAGCGCGAGUUUGUUGUCAUGACGGUCAGUUGGUCAGCAGGGAAUCCGGUUUGGACGGCUAGUGCUUAUUUUCUUUCUUUGGUGCAGGCCACCAAAUCGCAUAGUUUCCUUGCUGAGAGUCCAUCCAUGGCUAGCAUGUGGAUUCGCAAAAUUCAGGAAGCGCUCGAGACUCACGCGCCCGCAGCAGGCGGCGCGCGGACUCCUUCCACCUCACGUACACGGACGUGAACCCGAUUUCUUGCUUGUUGUACCCGUGUGCGUUGUACGUUUUUGCUGUUUGGGACGGGACGUUGUUCUUCGGACCGCGCACU